UCCCUCCGCACCCAACCCAACGGGGGCGAAACGUCCUCCUCCCCCUCCGAUCUCGGGUUUCUUCCUGCUGGGACAAGCCAGCCCCCCCGAAGGCGGAGCAGGUUGGAGGCGGUGCGCAGGGGCCGGCCGGGUGGAGCCGCAGCUGGCGCGGGGACUCCCCGGGCAGACGCUGCAGGCGCACCAAUCGCUGGCUCGGAGGCGGCGGCGGCGGCGGCGGCGGCGGCUGCACCUGGACGGACUGUCAAUGACCUGCCAGGUGGAAGUGCUGUAUUUUGCAAGAAGUGCUGAUUUAGCUGGAGUGCGCAGUGAGACCAUUUCUGUGCCUCAGCAGAUAACAUCGCUGCAGCUGUGGGAUGAAAUUGUGAAGAGACAUUCAAGCCUGGUUGCCCUACGAGAUCAGGUGGUCUUGGCUGUCCGCCAGGAAUACGUACUCCUUGGGGAUCAGCUGCUAGACCUGCACACGGGUGACGAGAUUGCCAUUAUUCCACCCAUCAGUGGUGGUUAACGCUGGGAGG
Messenger RNA from Sphaerodactylus townsendi, 515 nucleotides. It is a transcript of the gene MOCS2, whose product is annotated as molybdenum cofactor synthesis 2. The transcript has 3 exons. Bases 245 to 505 code for a protein of 86 amino acids. The record is from RefSeq and is a predicted model, not a curated record. Gene Ontology annotation, biological process: Mo-molybdopterin cofactor biosynthetic process. Gene Ontology annotation, cellular component: cytosol. NCBI's taxonomy places the organism in Eukaryota, Metazoa, Chordata, Lepidosauria, Squamata, Sphaerodactylidae.